AUGUUGAAUUACCAACAAGAGUCUACUGCGCUUGCACAUCGCUCAUCGGCCAUGAAGAGGCCUGCCACGUUGGCCAUGAAGCGGCCUGCCGCAUCGGCUAUGAAGAGGCCUGCAGCCUUGCCUAUGAAGAGGCCUGCGGCCUUGGCUAUGAAGAGGCCUGCUGCAUCGGCUACGAAGCGGCCAGCUUCAGUGUUAAAGCGUCCAGGAAGUCAAAUGCUGACUUUGAUGCUGCAAGACAGCCGCGGCGGAGGCUAUCCAGCCACCAGCAUGUCCAUGCAGAUCCAGAAAGGAGGCCGCAUCAGUGACAUUAAGGAGAUUGCAGCACAGACUUUCGGAGGGGCGCCUGAGUUUAUCCAAUGCUUUUGGGAUGGACAGAAUCUCUCUAGCGAGGAUCCCGUACAAAACUUCGCCAAGCGGGGCAAAGUGAAUUUAGACAUCCGACAAGUCCCGGACGCCCCAUUGCCCGGAAGCCAAUGGUCUGGUGAAAACACCAUGCAGGCUCCUGCUGAGCUGGAAGAGCGCAAAGGCAGCGUUUGGAUGGAAAGCGCCGGCACGUCGGCGCUCUCCAGCGCCGGGGUCUCUGCUUCUGACUAUGCUGCCUUGCUGCGAGCACUCCAAGAAGAUGAAGACCUCAUGCGUUUGCGGAACUCCCCCGAGGACUUCACGACAGAGGUGAACGAAGUCGUUGCGGAUCGCGCCUGGUGCCGAAUCUUCCGGUAUGAGGACUGCACCAUCGCUCCGGACCCCGAGCAAAGCAUUGAGUAUUUCGAUGCCAUAGCUACAGCCACCAAAGAGGCGGAGAAUUUCAGGCCACUGGUGUCUAGCUUGACUGUCCAGGUAUCUGUGAACUCCGCCAAGGGCGACGCAUGGUUUCGCGUAAUAGGUGUGGUGAAGCACGACAACAUCAGCUUUGGCAUCCUUCAGGAGUAUGAUGGCGAGGGUCUCUUGGUCGCCCUGCGGGGGGGUGAGCUCAAGACCCGGUUUCUGGUGGAAGUGCUGAUGGGCUUCUCCAAUGCCUUGUACCGCGGGUCUCACGCCAUGUGGAUGGGCGCACGCUACAAGUUUUUCUCCUACCGCUUCCACGUCUGGACAUCGACAACAGGAGACAUGGGUCCCCAUGCCAGUAGCUUCCAUGCGCACCUGCAGGAAGCAUUUGCCACCAUGGGCUAUGCCCCUCUGGGCACCGUCGUCGUAGAGCAGCUGGAAAGGGUAAGGGCCGGUUUCGCCGAGAACUCUCCGACGAAGCUCUUCCAGGAUGCACGGGAUGCUGCCAGGGUGAGUUCUGCAGCGCUUCGGGACGCAGACUACUACUUCAGCUCCUAUGCUCGCUUCGGCAUCCAUGAGGACAUGCUGAAGGACUACGUCCGCACCAGCAGCUACAUGAAUGCCAUCAACAAUGCCAAGGCCAUCUUCCAAGGAAAAACGGUGCUGGAUGUUGGAGCAGGUACAGGCAUUCUCUCCUUGUUCGCAGCACGCGCUGGUGCGGCGCGGGUCGUGGGCAUCGAGUGCUCAAACAUUGCGAGCUACGCAACUGACAUUGCGCGGCGGAACGGCUUCGGCGAUGUCAUCACUUACGUGCAGGGCAAGGUGGAAGAGGUCGAGAUUCCGGUGGAGAAAGUGGACAUCAUCAUCUCUGAGUGGAUGGGCUACUUCCUCAUGUUCGAGUCGAUGCUGGACAGUGUUCUCUUCGCCCGGGACAAGUGGCUGAGACCAGGAGGCCACCUGUUCCCGGACCGCGCGAACCUCUUCAUCGCCGGGAUCGAGGAUGCCGAGUACCGGGAAGAGAAGCUCGGGCACUGGACCCACGUUCGAGGCUUCAACUUUAGCCCUUUGGCGGAGUACGCUAUCCAGGAGCCCAUCUCUGACAUCGUCGAGCCACUCUCCCUGGUCACGGAGACGGCGUGCGUCUUCGACAUGAACCUUCGAGUCGUCCAGUGCAAGGAGCUGGACUUUGUGUCGUCCUUUUCGAUGAAAGCCCUGCGGCAAGACUUCAUCCACGCCUUCGUGGUCUGGUUCGACGUUUACUUCGAUGCCUCCCCCGAUGCCUCGCCACUUUCCACGGCCCCAGGGCAGCCAGAUACCCACUGGAAGCAGACGGUUCUUUACCUCGAAGAGCCGCUUGUGGUCUUUCCUGGCGAUCUUGUGACCGGAAGGAUGGCGGUCCGGAAGAAUGCGACGAACAACCGCGACCUUGACGUGAAGAUCUCGUACCAGCGCCUGGCUCAGACUCGCUUGCCUGAUUUCCUUGCAGUAGGUGCUGGCAGUAGCCUGCUCCAGACGAGAAGCUAUGAGAAAGCAGCGGCACUGCAAGACAGUAUCUAA
Symbiodinium natans is the source of this 2322-nucleotide messenger RNA. The record is from the annotation of a GenBank genome assembly. NCBI's taxonomy places the organism in Eukaryota, Dinophyceae, Suessiales, Symbiodiniaceae.